Molecule: messenger RNA, 813 nt
Organism: Archocentrus centrarchus (flier cichlid)
Lineage: Eukaryota; Metazoa; Chordata; Actinopteri; Cichliformes; Cichlidae
Product: coiled-coil domain-containing protein 42 like-2-like
Source: RefSeq, a predicted model, not a curated record
AUGUCAGAACUCCGUGACAGGACUGCUAGCCUCUGUGAAAUACAGAAGACAGAAAGGAUGUUGUCACAGCUUAAAGCCAAGUGUAAGGAGCGCGCACAGCUGGAAGACAAUAAUGAUGCCAUGGAGGCAGCUGAGAGAGAGAGUGAACAGGUCCUUCAAAAAGAGGCAGGCAGAGCCAGGUUGAAGGAAAAGUAUGCCGAACUGACAGAGAGAAAAAAGGACCUACAGCGUCAGGUGCAAAGGCAUUCAGUGUACAAGGACUUCAUGGAGCAAGUGCUCAAAAUAACAAAGUCUGAAGAUGUCCAGGAUGUCGAGGCGCUCGCAGAUUAUGUAAAGAGUCUACUCCAUUUUCGAGAGCAUUUCUAUCAGAAGGAGAUUAAGCUGCAGGAUGAGGUCGACCAACAGAAGAACGCCCUGCUAACUCUGGAGGACCGACAUAACUUGCUGCUAAAGCAGAAGAACAAUCGGCUGUCCCAGCUCCAAGCUAAGGCUAGGUCAAAUAGUGUAGAAUAACUUCUGAAUGAUGUUCUGAAUGCAUUCACACAGGAGAGAAAGUGGAACCACAUUCAGGAAACAGCUGCAAAGAAGACACUAAAACUGGGACAGAUUAAGAUAACUGCCCUGAACCUCUAUGAAAUGACAGGAGGCGCGGUAGGAGGAGAGGAAGGAGCUGAUAUGAAUGACACAGAGACACAGCUGGAUCAGCUCCAGAUGUUCAUGGAGGAUGUCAUUGUGAAACAAUGUCAAACUGGGCUCAGUGAUGGAGGGAAGCCAGACAAUGCCAGGAAGAACACAAAACCCAGAAAAAAAUGA